This is a messenger RNA of Mizuhopecten yessoensis (Yesso scallop), 2685 nucleotides long. RefSeq names its product peroxisomal sarcosine oxidase-like. The record is from RefSeq and is a predicted model, not a curated record. Gene Ontology annotation, cellular component: peroxisome. The transcript has 9 exons. Gene Ontology annotation, molecular function: sarcosine oxidase activity; flavin adenine dinucleotide binding; L-pipecolate oxidase activity. NCBI's taxonomy places the organism in Eukaryota, Metazoa, Mollusca, Bivalvia, Pectinida, Pectinidae. Bases 1341 to 2498 code for a protein of 385 amino acids.
CCUUUGAAAUGAGACAUUAAGUUGUGGGGAAAAACGACAAAACACGAAAGCGUCAACAAAACUGUAGAAAAAACCAAGGUGUUUCGGAAGGGUAAGCGUCUGCUCUUUCGUCGACGAUACUGGCCAUGUAAAUCUAGUUCAAAUCCUAAUAAUAUCACUUCCUCAGAGCGAAAGCCGCGUUAGUGACGAAAUAAUGCUCACUUCAGAACACAAUCAAAACAUGGACCUUCAUAUCACACAAAAAUAUAUAACAAUUCUCAAAUGAGAUCAUGAUUAUGACCAUAGAAUUUGUCAAAAGUGUUCACCAACUAGCAUCUCGCGAAACACUUUGUAUCAAAGUGUCCGUCAGCAGCCUAUAUAUAUAACGGAAAGCAUGAUAUUCAGAGUACGGUCUUUAGUACCGAAUGAACUACGACAAGUAUACAUCGUAAUUUGGGGCAACAGUGAUCAUCCGGAGAAUGUAGGCUUCAUGGUGGUUGAUCCAAGUUUACAAUAGCUAGUUUCCGCAUGUAAACGGGUGACAGGGAUUUUCGGGAGCUGUAGCAAAAAUAACUAGAUAAAUAGAUACAUGUAAAAUGCAAAAUUAGACUAACACAAUGCGUAUCAAGGCACCUUAUAUCUUGAUUAGAAUACAACGAAGACAACAAGCAAAAACACUUAUUUUAUAUAACAUAAAAACAUUUAUGCAGUAUGAUUUAUAUAUACCUCAAUGAGGAAUACAACUGAGGUUGUACAACGCACAAAAAAGAAGAUAAUUCAACCAUAUCAGGACUAGGAAGUACAUGUCAGAAAUCAGAUCAUAAUACUCGUUCAUAUGUCAUCGAAGGGUACUGAAGCUGCCGCAGGUUUUGCUCAAAUUCGUGAUCCGCGUGGUGGUAAUAUUGUAUAAUGGGAAGUAUUCUGUACUAUAUACAAUAACGUUUUCAUUGUUUUUCAAUUUCCCUUUUCAAUACCAAAUGAAACUCUUUCAGCGCUCACUGACGAAAAAUAUUGCCUUCCCUUAAUUUGCCGUAUCCUUUGUCGAAGAGAAAGAAAUAAUUUCCCUGCACAACCCUUAGUUUAAUCGGUAUUCGUGUUACUGCAUUAAUUCAGAAUGAACAUUAACCUAUCUAAAAUGUCUUUACAUGACUGCGUUUAUUCUGCCAUCUUAAUCACGGUUGAAUUAUUAACAUACUGUUUGUUGGGAUAUAUAUACAGGGAAAACUCGUUUAAAUAUGAGUUAAAUCACACACUCAAGAGCUGUUGCGGGGGACAAUACCAACUAAAUUGUGAGUUCAAAGUUAACGAACGAUAACGGGGCGUUCUUAAACAGCAGGAACAAAGACGACUCUAUUCACGUCAUGACGGAGGACUUAGUGUACGACGUCAUAAUUGUUGGCGCCGGGAUAGUGGGAUCGUACACCGCCUACCACGCCAAAAGGACGGGCAAGUCGACGCUUCUACUUGAACAGUUCCCACUGCCCCACAGUCGGGGGAGUUCCCACGGACAAUCUCGAACGAUUCGGAGUGCAUAUGGAGACCUUGAAUAUUAUACGCAGAUGAUGACCAAGGCGUUCCGAAUGUGGAAUGAACUUGAAGACCAGUCUCGCCAGACACUAUUCAGACAGACUGGCUUGCUAUGCAUUGGUCAAAAGGGGACGAAAUAUCUAGAUAAGACAACCGAUUGCCUCCGCAAAAACAAAACUCCCUUCCGAAGGUUAGAUUACGAAGAGUUCAAUAAAGCUUUUCCCAUGCUCUCCUAUCCUUCGGAAGUAGGUGGCGCUGUCGUCGAUUACAGUGCGGGACUUUUACUGGCCGGAAGGGCUCUUACCGCUGUACAAAACCAGUACCUGAAGUUGGGGGGAUUGCUGCAUGAUGGAGAGAAAAUGACAGAGAUAAUUCCAGGAGAGGUGAUCAAGGUGAAGACUGAGGCGAGGUUGUACCAGGCAAAGGCUGUGGUGUUGUGUGUGGGACCGUGGGCCAAGAAAGUACUCACCAAGCUAGGACUAGAUGUCCCUCUGCAGACACAGAAAAUUAAGGUGUGCUACUGGAAAGAGAAAACACCAGGCACUUUCAGUUCGCGACAUUUCCCAGUAUUUUCACAACUAAAAGCCAUUGGUCCACAUCUUGUAUACGGCGUCCCGUGUGACGAGUAUCCUGAUUUGGUCAAGGUAUGUCUACACUACGGCCCAACUGUGGAUCCGGACUAUCGGGAUACAGCUAACGAUCGCUGGGUGGAGGACGCCCUACAAAAAUACGUAAAGGAACACAUCCCCGGCCUUGAACCCUAUCCUGUGAUUACAGAGUCGUGUAUAUACACGAAUACCCCGGACGAAGACUUCGUGCUGGACCGUCACCCCUUUUAUAACAAUAUCAUCAUAGGUGCUGGGUUUUCCGGUCAUGGUUUCAAGCUUGCUCCAGUGGUUGGAGAGAUCCUAGCGACAAUGGCGGCUGGGAAGACUCCCGAACAAGAUAUGACCUACUUCUGCUUAAAUCGUUUCAAAAAAUCACAUUUAUAAUGUUAACGAUAUUUAAGGCAAACGUACAAUUAUGUUAUAAAAAAUCAAAUUAUUCUAUUUCAUUUUCUAUAAAUCGUUGAUAAAUUUUAGAAUUCUGUGGUAGAUAUUAGCCUUGGCUGAACAGAUUUUAUUAUUAUUUAUUAUUGAUAUUGACGGUUCGGAUUAUUGAUAAAAACAGUUUAUGAGA